Molecule: messenger RNA, 2545 nt
Organism: Mandrillus leucophaeus (drill)
Lineage: Eukaryota; Metazoa; Chordata; Mammalia; Primates; Cercopithecidae
Gene: MGRN1
Product: mahogunin ring finger 1, E3 ubiquitin protein ligase
Exons: 16
Coding region: 28-1575 (515 amino acids)
Biological process (GO): protein ubiquitination; negative regulation of G protein-coupled receptor signaling pathway; endosome to lysosome transport
Cellular component (GO): cytoplasm; nucleus; early endosome
Molecular function (GO): ubiquitin protein ligase activity
Source: RefSeq, a predicted model, not a curated record
GGAAACUACUUUGCUUCGCACUUUUUCAUGGGAGGAGAGAAAUUUGACACCCCCCACCCUGAAGGUUACCUCUUUGGAGAGAACAUGGACCUGAAUUUCCUGGGCAGCCGCCCAGUCCAGUUUCCCUACGUCACUCCUGCCCCUCACGAGCCCGUGAAGACGCUGCGGAGCCUGGUGAACAUCCGCAAAGACUCCCUCCGGCUGGUGAGGUACAAAGACGACGCUGACAGCCCCACCGAGGAUGGCGACAAGCCCCGGGUGCUUUACAGCCUGGAGUUCACUUUCGACGCUGAUGCCCGUGUGGCCAUCACCAUCUACUGCCAGGCGUCGGAGGAGUUCCUGAACGGCAGGGCAGUAUACAGCCCCAAAAGCCCCUCACUACAGUCCGAGACCGUCCACUACAAGAGAGGGGUGAGCCAGCAGUUCUCCCUGCCCUCCUUCAAGAUCGACUUCUUGGAAUGGAAGGAUGACGAGCUGAACUUUGACCUGGACCGAGGCGUGUUUCCAGUGGUCAUCCAGGCUGUGGUAGAUGAAGGAGAUGUGGUGGAAGUGACCGGCCAUGCCCACGUGCUCUUGGCCGCCUUUGAAAAGCACAUGGACGGCAGCUUCUCUGUGAAGCCUUUAAAGCAGAAGCAAAUCGUGGACCGGGUCAGCUACCUCCUGCAGGAGAUCUAUGGCAUCGAGAACAAGAACAACCAGGAGACCAAGGUGUGUACCUGGAUGUCCAUAGAACCGGCCGUGGUGCCUGACAAAUAUGUCGUGGUGGACCGCAGCCAGGGAACCCCUCCUUCUGCCGCAGCUUUCCGGGCCCUCCUGCAGAUCCGGGCGGUGCGGAAGAAGCCAGGAGCCCUGUCCCCCGUGUCCUUCAGCCCUGUCCUGGCCCAGAGCCUGGAGCACGAUGAGCACUCUUGUCCCUUUAAAAAAUCAAAGCCGCACCCCGCCUCCCUGACCAGCAAGAAACCUAAAAGGGAAACAAGCUCUGACAGCGUCCCACCUGGCUACGAGCCCAUCUCACUGCUUGAGGCGCUCAACGGCCUCCGGGCUGUCUCCCCGGCCAUCCCCUCGGCCCCUCUUUAUGAAGAAAUCACCUAUUCAGGCAUCUCGGACGGCCUGUCCCAAGCCAGCUGUCCGCUCGCCGCUAUUGACCACAUCCUGGACAGCAGCCGCCAGAAGGGCAGGCCGCAGAGCAAGGCCCCCGACAGCACCUUGCGGUCCCCGUCCUCCCCCAUCCAUGAAGAGGAUGAGGAGAAGCUCUCCGAGGACGUGGACGCCCCUCCCCCACUGGGUGGUGCAGAGCUGGCCCUGCGGGAAAGCAGCUCCCCUGAGAGUUUCAUAACAGAAGAGGUUGAUGAGUCGUCGUCACCAAAGCAAGGGACCCGAGCGCCUUCCAUUGAGAAUGUCCUGCAGGACAGCAGCCCUGAGCGCUGUGGCCGAGGCCCACCUGCUGACAUCUACCUGCCAGGAUGGCCCGCCUCCAUGGAGACGGCCCACGGCCUCGGCACCACCAGCCCCACCUGGCCCCCACCUGGUGGCCCCAGCCCCGAUCCCAGCACCGCCGAGCUGGCCCCACUCUGAGAGCCUGGCCGAGCUGGCAGCAUGGAGUCCUCAGCUCCCCAGACUUUGCCGAGGGGCUGCCCCGGACCCCGGUGUUAGCCGGCCUCUCCUGUCUGCAUGCCCCCUGUGGCCACCAGGCUCCGAGGGGCCAUGGUGACCCUUGAUCAAAGAGCACAGUGGACUGUUCCCUCCAAGUCUCCCUUUUCUACAGUUGAUAUAUUUGUAACUGGUACAAGAUGAAGGACAGCAGCUUUCCAUCCCUCGUUCAGAGCCCUGGUUGCCCAGGGUCCCGCGGGCUGAGCGGCUGGGGCUGGGGCUGCCCACGUGCGGCCUGUGCUGGCUCUGCCUGCCCCCGCAACACUGCGGUCACUGCCCCAAGAACUCAGCAGACCUGCAGAAGGGAUUUACCAGUGGUUGAAGCACUGUCUUCACAGAUGUUCAGGGGCAGUGGGGGCUCCAGGCACGGUCAAUGAAGGAAACAGUGCCUGUCCGCCCACCCUGCGUCUCACUGUGGCGACCUGGCUGUCGCUGCUUUUUGUCCUCUGCCGUGUUUGCGUGGCCUCAGUGCCCUCUCUGGUGCGUCUCCGCUGGGGCCCUCAGUGCUCGGGGCCUGGGGUGCACGGGUGCCGCCCUGGGCAGCUAAUAUGUCAGCCCAGUGCUGGGCCUGAUCGAGGGGCGGAGACACAGCGGCUUCCAGCAUCCAGUGACCUUGUCACCCAGCUCCAUACCUUCUCAUGGUGCUGGCUUUGGUGGCAUCACCAGGUCUUUCCAGGUGCGGGGGCUUCUGUUCGACAGGCUACUGCCAGGGAGGACCUGGCGGCCUCCUUGUUCCCCUUUGCCAUUGGAAUGUCCCCUUGCAGUUUUUUUUUUUUUUUUAGACGGAGUCUCACUGUGUCGCUAGGCUGGAGUGCAGUGGCGCUAUCUUAGGUCACCGCAACCUCUGCCUCCCGGGUUCUAGUGAUUGUCCUGCCUCAGGCUCCUGAGUAGCUGG